CUGAGAGAACUACACCGGUUUCAUCUUUACAGUCGCAACGCACGUGGAUCUUGGUGUACUGGUUGCUGGAACGAUGGCCGAUUUGGACCGAAUAGUAAAGCCCAAAACAAAACGGGCGAAGAGAUUCCUUGAGAAGAGAGAACCUAAACUCAAUGAAAAUGUUAAAAAUGCUAUGCUUAUUAAAGGGGGAAAUGCAAAUGCAACAGUUACUCAAGUACUUAGGGAUGUGUAUGCUUUGAAGAAACCUUAUAGUGUUUUAUAUAAAAAAAAAAAUAUUACAAGACCUUUUGAGGAUCAGACAUCACUGGAAUUUUUUUCAAAGAAGUCAGACUGUUCCUUAUUCAUGUUUGGGUCUCAUAAUAAGAAGCGACCAAACAAUCUCAUAGUAGGUCGUAUGUAUGAUCAUCAUGUCCUAGAUAUGAUUGAGCUGGGUAUUGAGAAGUUUGUCUCACUUAAAGAUAUUAAGAACAGCAAGUGCCCUGAGGGAACAAAACCGAUGUUAAUAUUUGCUGGUGAUGCUUUUGAUGUAAGUGAAGACUAUAGAAGAUUGAAAAAUCUUCUUACUGAUUUUUUCAGAGGCCCCACAGUACCAAAUAUUCGUCUUGCUGGUUUAGAGUAUGUCUUGCAUUUCACUGCAGUGGAUGGGAAGAUUUACUUUCGGACUUAUAAAUUAUUGUUGAAGAAAUCUGGUUGCAGAACACCACGAAUUGAAUUGGAAGAAAUGGGACCAUCACUGGAUCUGAUCAUGAGAAGAACAUAUUUGGCAUCAGAUGAUCUAUAUAAAUUAUCUAUGAAAUUGCCUAAAGCCCUGAAGCCAAAGAAGAAGAAAAAUAUCUCCCAUGAUACUUUUGGUACAACUUAUGGAAGAAUUCACAUGCAGAAACAAGAUCUGAGUAAAUUGCAAACCCGGAAAAUGAAGGGGUUAAAGAAAAGACCUGCAGAAAAGUUAACUGACAAUCAAGAAAACAAAUCUAAGAAAAUUAAGAGGAGGAAAAUUGAUUGAAUUUAGUCUACAGUUAGUUGUUAUUUUCUUUUGCAGAAAAGAACUGUCAUAUGUAAAUAAUUCUAUAAAAUUUAUUACAUGCAUCUUUUAUGGUUUUUUGUUUAAGUAGUGACUAAGUAGUGAAUUUAUAAUUUAGAUGAUUAGAUUGUAAACUCUUUCAGGGCAAGAACUAUAAUUCAUCUUUGUAUCUCUAGGGCCUACAUGGUGCCUUCUAAGCAAUAAGAUACUUAAAUGUUUGCUAAAUCAGAUUUUAUUAUGGUCAUCUUUUUGAUAAUGAAGGAGUAUGAUGGCAUAGGGCUUAAAAUAAAUAUAGUUUGCUUCA
Molecule: messenger RNA, 1325 nt
Organism: Gracilinanus agilis (Agile Gracile Mouse Opossum)
Lineage: Eukaryota; Metazoa; Chordata; Mammalia; Didelphimorphia; Didelphidae
Gene: RPF2
Product: ribosome production factor 2 homolog
Exons: 10
Coding region: 74-1003 (309 amino acids)
Biological process (GO): maturation of LSU-rRNA from tricistronic rRNA transcript (SSU-rRNA, 5.8S rRNA, LSU-rRNA); ribosomal large subunit assembly
Cellular component (GO): nucleolus
Molecular function (GO): rRNA binding
Source: RefSeq, a predicted model, not a curated record